Messenger RNA from Lachancea fermentati, 4056 nucleotides. The record is from the annotation of a GenBank genome assembly. NCBI's taxonomy places the organism in Eukaryota, Fungi, Ascomycota, Saccharomycetes, Saccharomycetales, Saccharomycetaceae.
AUGCCUUCGAUAGUUUUCCGCACGCCUUUAACUGCGGAAGAGCAAGGUAGUUAUGGGCAACACUUCAAAAAGUUGGAUCCCGAAAGUCUGGGUAUUGUGACUGGUGAGGCUGUGAAGCCAUUAUUCAGCCGGUCAGGUCUCAAUUCCCAAUCUUUGUCUCAAAUUUGGUCCAUAUGUGACACCGGAAAUCAGGGCUUUCUGAACGCGUCCCAAUUCAACGCCGCUCUAAGAAUGAUUGGCCACCUACAGGUCAAUGCGUCACUUCCUGUUACAUCGGAGCUUUACCAAACUCCCGCUCCUCGUCUUGCCUUUUUCGGAUCUCAAGGCCAGGUUUCAGCUGAACCUACCGGGACCCCGGUUAGCAGUGCAAUUCCUGCGGUUUCAGGAUACGAUGUCUCCAAGUUUGCCCAAUUGUUUGAUAGAUCAGCCAAUGGAACGCAAUUUUUAGCGGGUGACAAGGCCAAAGAAAUAUUUUUAAAAGCCAAGCUGCCCACCCAAACUCUGGGCGCUAUUUGGGCACUAUGUGACCGGAACAAUACCGGCACCUUAAGUAAGCCUGAGUUUGUUAUGGCCAUGCACUUGAUUCAGACGGCCAUGCUGAACCCUUCUGUGGCGCUACCAAAUACACUACCCGCCUACUUGUGGGAGUCCGUUAAUGUUAGAAGUCCAGCCCAUGCACCUCUAAGCAGAAGCUCUACGGGAUUGUCUUCCAAUUCGUCAGUUGCGAGACAGCCUUCAAUUGCACGGGUAUCCUCUAGUACCUUCACAAAUGCCGCCUCUGAUUGGACUUUAACAUACGAGAAAAAGCAACAAUUCGAUGCUAUUUUUGAUUCACUGGACAAAAACAAGACGGGAACUUUGGGGUCCCAGGUUUUGGUGCCAUUUUUCCUCUCUUCAAGAUUGAAUCAAGAUACAUUGGCAACAGUAUGGGAUCUAGCGGAUAUUCAUAACAAUGCCGAGUUUUCAAAACUUGAAUUUGCGAUCGCUAUGUUCCUAAUCCAAAAGAAAAAUAGCGGAUUAGAAUUGCCCGAUGUCGUUCCAGAUCAGCUCUUGCAAUCUCCUGCUCUGGGUUUAUAUAACCAAGCUCCUCAACAGGUACCACAGGACUCCUACCCUCAUCCUUCUAUCCCAUCUAGAGACACUAAACCAUCUUUUGAUGAACAGCCUCGCUCAUCACAACCCAACCAAAGUGCUCUUGGGGAUCUUCUAGCUCUCAAUGAGUCUUUCUCCUCACCCCAACCUUCUCCUCAACCUCAAGCUCCUGUACAAAUUACUGGAGAUUCUGGCCUUUCUGCUCAGAAUCCCUCACUUUUGACCAGCAGCACUACGGGGAUGAGGAAAUUUCAACCUUCUUCAACCUUUGGGCAAAAUAUAAUCAAGGAAGAGGAGUCUCAACAAUAUCCGAUGAACUCACAACAGCAAAUAUCACAACAGCAACAACAACAACAACAGCAGCAGCAGCAUGCGCUGCCACAACAGUCUGCGCCACUUCCAUCACACUCACAAGCCUUCCAUCAACAGCCAUUGCAAUCAUCAAACUCAUUCCAAGAGACGCGUACUGCUGUUGUUCAGGGUAAUGCACCUUCUCAAAGUGGCUCCACCACCAUUUCGCAACCUCCCGUGCAGUCCCCUCAACAGGCCUACAGUUCCACACUACCAAGCGUACCAAAUUUUGCUUCUGUUUCUAUUCCACAAAGCUCACAGACCAGGGAUCUUUUUGCAGAUGGAGAAGCAUCCAUUCAGCUUUCGCAAGCUACUACAGAAUUAGCUAAUCUCUCUAAUCAAGUUGGCUCUUUGAGUAAACAAGCCACUUUAGUCAAUGACAAGAAAGCCAAGGCUCAACAGGAAUUGCAACGAAUUAACGAUCUCAAGAGUUCUAUUGAAUCUAAGAUGAUUACGUUGCGUGCUUCUUAUGAACAGGAAGUUAAGCAGACAGAGCAAGUUGAAGGGCUACUAGCCCAAUCCAGAAAAGAAUCCGAAGAUCUCAAGCAACAGAUGGCAGUUGCAGAAGCAAACUACCACACCGUUCAAGGAACCUUAACUGAACUACAGCAACAACUGCAAGAAUCAGAACAAGCUAAUUCGCAACUGAAGGAGAAGAUAGGAAGUUUGAAUGCUCUGGCCUCCUCGCUUCAAGCUGAAUUAACGGACAAGCAACAAAAGGUCAAGCAAGAGAAAUCGAUGGUUGAUGUGAACUCUAAGCAAUUAGAAGUUAGCCAAAUUACUGUGAACAAUUUGCAGCAAGAAAUUCAAGGUUUGGAGGAGAACUUAAUUGUUUUCUUACAGAAGCAUAAAGAAUUGGACAGCUACCGGAGUACCCUUGAACAACAACAUGGUGAAUUGAACUCCAAGCACCAAGAAUUGGAGGGGAAACAUGUGGAGCUAAAUCAACGUGAACAAGAAGUACAGCAACGUACCAAGCAGAUUGAGGAGCAAGAACAGAUCUAUCAUCAGCAAAUUGCUAAGCUUCAAUCUAUGUUUAAUGAUUUGGCAAAGCAAAGAGAUGCUUUCUCUAAGGCUGAUGAAGAAUUACAGAAUCAGCAAUUAGAGUAUGCGCAAAAGGUACAAGAAUUGUCUGAGAGGCAAAUGAAAUUGGCGAUGGGCGAAGUACCUGAAGAUGCGUCUACGAUUGUAAAGGAUUCACGUGCUAUCUCUUCCGCCAAUCAAGAUCACGUUGCAAAAUUUGUCGAAGAAACAGUAACUAAUUCGAGACUUGGAGCUCAGGAAGAUGACGAAAAGCAGGGUUCUGAUGUUUUUGAUAAGGAUGUCCCCACAGUUGGAUCACAAACCGAAGUUGACGAUGAUGAUGGAAGAGUCCACGACGAUGAAACGGCAGCAGAAGCACUCGCAGACAGAUUUGAUGGUGAUUUGAAUGAAUACGGCAUUCCUAGAACAGAAUCACUCACUUCGUCGGUCGUUAACAACCCUCCACAGUCUGUACGGGAUGAUGCUGAACCCGAACUUCAAGAAGCCGUCAGCGACGAAACUUUCAGAAACACAGCAAGUGCGGAAUCGAGACUCCCAGAAGAACCGGCUGAAAAGACAAUGCCUGGUGGCUGGGCAGCCACGGAAACAAAUACUGUGGUAAGCAGUGGCCAUGAAGCACUUGCAGCAGGCACCCAGCCUAGCGUUGAGAUCGGAGCUAGAGAAUCCGCCGCUGAUAAUAUUGAAAGUGUCGAAGACCAGUCCACACAGAAAAGUAGCGAGGAACUUCAUUCGAAGGCCUCCUCUUCCACUGUUAAAAAUACUAUCGAUGACGAAUUUCCCCCAAUUCAAGAAUUGGAUAUUGACGAGAGUGAUUCUUCUCUGGAUGACGAUCACUUUGAAGACUCGAAAGACGUAAUCGCUCAAGAUUCGCUCGAAAAGAAGUUACCUAAGAAAUCAGCUGAAAUCUCAAUUCCUCAAAAGUCAAAGGCUGAGGAGCAAGUCAAAAAAGAGGCACCUAUCACGAAUGAAGCACCUAUCACGGAGGAAGUACCGGCCGUAAAGAAAGCUCCAGUAAACACUUCUAUUCCACAAGAAGCAGAAUUUGAGGAUGAAUUCGCAGGACUGGAGCAGGCAGCACCUGAAGAAGAUGAUUCAGAUGAGCUAGACAAUGCAGACUCAAGCGAAGGCUUUGAAACGAUAGAACAUAAGGACUUAGAUGACGAGCUUCAACAAGGUGGGUUUACAGGAUCAAGUGGAGGUAAUGUGGUGCGAUCUGUAGAACCGGGUGCUUCCACUGUAAAUAGUGACAGCGCGCCAGUUGAUGCUGAUGAAUGGGAUGAAAUAUUUGCUGGGUUCGGAAAUUCGAACGUUAGUUCUUCUCCAGCGGUACAACCCGCUCAGAAACCUGUGCAAAAGACUGCAAAUGAAGCGUUGCAACAACCCACGCCUGAUAAAUCUUCAAUACAUCUAAAUGCUCCCGUUAGCAGAGGUAUUGCAACCACACCAAAAUCUCUUGCUAUCGAAGAAUUAAGCAGCAUGGGAUUUACCCACGAAGAGGCAUCAAAAGCAUUGGAAAGAUGUAAUUGGGAUCUAGAGGCAGCUACUAACUAUCUAUUGGAUAGUUCCUAG